Rana temporaria (common frog) is the source of this 1865-nucleotide messenger RNA. RefSeq names its product acetylcholine receptor subunit alpha-1-A-like. Gene Ontology annotation, biological process: chemical synaptic transmission; nervous system process; regulation of membrane potential. Bases 266 to 1636 code for a protein of 456 amino acids. The transcript has 9 exons. Gene Ontology annotation, molecular function: transmembrane signaling receptor activity; acetylcholine-gated monoatomic cation-selective channel activity. Gene Ontology annotation, cellular component: synapse; neuron projection; postsynaptic membrane. NCBI's taxonomy places the organism in Eukaryota, Metazoa, Chordata, Amphibia, Anura, Ranidae. The record is from RefSeq and is a predicted model, not a curated record.
ACUACCGCUUUAAAUAAAAUAAUGAAAAAAAAGCGUUCAUGUGCGUCACCACAAUAACACAACAACAAUCCCUGAACGGGAUAUCUCAGUGAAUCCCUCACCACAUUCUUCUUAACCUUCAGCUGUCUGGCUGAACAGGUGUGAAGCCACAAUAGUCCAGUUAUGUCCUUCCUCAUAGUGGAAUGGAAUACACAGGGACCGUCCCCCUUACAGGAACUUUACAGACUUGUAACCAGAGAGUGGGAGCCAAGAGAGCUGCGAGGAAAUGGAUUUCACUGCCAUACAUUUUAUUCUCCUCAUUACAGCUGGGACAGUCCUCGGCUCUGAUGAUGAAUCCCGUCUUGUUAAAAACUUGUUUGAAAACUAUAACAAAGUUGUUCGUCCAGUCAUGAAGUUUAAGGAAGCAGUUGUUGUAACAGUUGGUCUUCAGCUUAUCCAGCUUAUUGAUGUGGAUGAAGUCAAUCAAAUUGUGACAACUAAUGUUCGACUUAAGCAGCAAUGGGUGGAUGUUAAUCUCAAGUGGGACCCUGCAGAAUACGGAGGGAUAGAAAAAGUUCGGAUCCUUUCUGGUGAUAUCUGGCGCCCUGAUUUAGUUCUGUAUAACAAUGCAGAUGGUGACUUUGCAAUAGUCCAGGAAACUAAGGCUCUUCUGGAUUACACAGGGAAAAUUGUAUGGACUCCACCAGCUAUAUUCAAAAUCUACUGUGAAAUGAUAGUCACUUAUUUCCCAUUUGACCAGCAAAACUGCAGCAUUAAGCUUGGAACAUGGAGCUAUGAUGGAACAGUUGUUGUUAUAAAUCCAGAGAGUGACCGCCCUGAUAUGAGCAGCUUCAUGGAGAGUGGAGAAUGGUUAAUGAAGGAUUAUCAAUGCUGGAAGCAUUGGGUCGUCUAUGACUGCUGUCCUGACACACCAUACUUGGAUAUCACCUAUCAUUUCCUCAUGCAACGUCUUCCUCUAUACUUCAUUGUCAACGUUAUCAUCCCCUGUCUUCUCUUCUCCUUCCUUACUGGCUUGGUGUUCUAUCUGCCCACAGGUUCAGGUGAAAAAAUAACUCUAAGCGUCUCUGUUUUGCUGUCCCUGACUGUGUUUCUUUUGGUCAUUGUUGAGCUGAUCCCAUCCACCUCGAGUGCCGUGCCACUGAUCGGAAAGUACAUGUUAUUUACAAUGAUGUUUGUCAUAGCUUCCAUCGUCAUCACUGUCAUUGUGAUCAACACUCAUUUCCGCACCCCAAAUACUCACAUCAUGCCCCAGUGGGUAAAAAAGAUUUUUAUUGAAACUAUUCCAACUUUGAUGUUUUUCUCUACUAUGAAACGUCCUGCACAAGAGAACAAAGGAAAGAAGAUUUUUACAGAAGACAUCGAUAUAUCAGACAUUUCUGGAAAACUGGGUCCUGCCAAUGUGACAUACCAGUCUCCAAUCUUAAAGAACCCUGAUGUCAAAAAUGCUAUAGAAGGAGUCAAGUAUAUUGCAGAGUCCAUGAAUUCUGACCAGGAGUCAAAUAAGGCUUCAGAAGAAUGGAUAUUUUCUGCAAUGGUUCUAGAUCAUCUCCUUCUUGCAGUCUUCAUGAUUGUGUGCAUCAUUGGAACAGCAGCAGUGUUUGCCGGACGUCUUAUUGAGCUACAUUUGCAGGGCUGAAAAAGGACAUGUAAUUGUAACUGCUUUCCAGUAUCUGGGUGCAUUGUCUUCCAACUGGUGGCCUGCUUUCAGAUCAGCGUAGAGUGACUGUUACAUAACAAAAACUUCUAAGAAACACUGUGCCAGUAAAGAAAAAAGCAAAUACUUAUCCUCUUGGUGCUGCUAAGCAUAAAUUACAGACACUUCCAGGAAUUUCGAUCUCGUUGGUCCCCCCAUCAUUCAGGGGUUC